Molecule: messenger RNA, 6050 nt
Organism: Lineus longissimus
Lineage: Eukaryota; Metazoa; Nemertea; Pilidiophora; Heteronemertea; Lineidae
Product: phospholipid scramblase 1-like
Exons: 9
Coding region: 111-860 (249 amino acids)
Biological process (GO): plasma membrane phospholipid scrambling
Cellular component (GO): plasma membrane
Molecular function (GO): phospholipid scramblase activity
Source: RefSeq, a predicted model, not a curated record
GUUGGAAGAGCCGGUGAUUAGGCGUUGAGAAUUUUGAUUGAAAUUGCUUCGCUUGGAUACCAGCCUUGUUUAUCAAUUUCCGAGCCGAUUUUGUGUAUUGAACCUUGAAGAUGGCAGUCCAGAUGCAACAACCCGGUCAGGGCACCCAGUGGAUGCAGCCGCCACAAGCUCCAGCCAACUGUCCACCCGGCCUCGAGUAUCUCGCACAGAUCGAUCAACUCCUCGUCCACCAGCAGGUAGAGUUACUGGAAGCUUUCACCGGCUUUGAGACCAACAACAAAUAUGAAAUUAAGAAUUCGAUGGGACAGCGGGUCUAUUUCGCAGCUGAAGACACUGAAUGUUGUACAAGGAACUGCUGUGGCCCUGGACGACCGUUUGACAUGAAAAUUAUGGACAACUCGGGCCGGGAAGUCGUCCAUCUCAAGCGUCCACUCCGCUGCAGCACAUGCUGGUGUCCGUGUUGUCUCCAGAAAGUUGAAGUUAGCGCCCCGCCUGGUAAUGUCAUCGGCUAUGUGAAGCAAGCGUGGAGUGUAUGCGUGCCGAAAUUUAAGAUCCAGAAUGCCCAAGAGGAGACCGUGUUAACAAUAGAAGGGCCUUGCUUUACGUGUAGUAUCUGUGGAGAUGUCGAAUUUCAGGUCAUGUCUGCUGAUGGUGGCACGAACGUGGGCAAAAUCUCUAAACAAUGGACGGGCCUAGCGAAAGAGUUGUUUACGGACGCUGACAACUUCGGUAUGACCUUCCCUAUGGAUCUGGAUGUCAAUAUCAAGGCCGUACUUCUCGGAGCCGUGUUCCUUAUUGACUUCAUGUUCUUUGAGAAGAAAGCCGAAGAUGACGAUAAGGAUAAGAACGACCACCAUUAGGUGGCGCCACCGGUCUGCUAGGAUUUCAUGUUCUUCGAGAAGGAAGACAACAAAGAGGAAGCUAGUGUCACCAUGAUGUAACGUAUAGGAAGAUGUAACGUAUGGGAGGAUGUAACAUAUGGGGGAGAUGUAACGAUCAGGGAGAUGUAACGAUUAUUCGAUGUCCAAAUGCUGCAUAAAAUCAAUUCUUCUUAUACCACAAUACGGGAAUAUACCAGCAGGAUUAUUGAAUGACUCAUUGUCUGACUUUGGCAGUUAAUUAGAAGCAGUAGACAUCUGGCCUAUCAUCCCUUUCAUCAUUUUCAGUGCCUGCUUUAAGGAUAGUAUUGCAUAGUUAUAUCUGGUUAUCCCGAGGUUCUGUAUUAUAAAAAUAGAUGCUGCUUGAUCACGUUGAUUGUGAGUUCUGUUUGGUGCGUGGCGAUCAACUGUUUUGGGUUUAUAAAUAGACUGAUCAGGAGAUAGUGUUGAUCAGGUAUAGGCCAGAUGCGUACUACCUCUUAUUAACUGCUGCUUACAUGUAGAGGUCUGGCGACGCUAUGUCACCCGAGUGUAUUUGCAGUAUUGUGUGUUGUGAUGCACAGUAUGGGCUUCUACAUCACGCUGUACAUUGGCAUGCACUGCAUCUUGACAUCAUAAACCACUUAAUGCAUCCUUGUAGAGAACUUGAUGUCAUCAAGAACUCGUAACGAGUUUUUUGUGUCGUGCAGAGAUGAUCUUGCAAGAUUGAAUAAAGACUAGGGUUUACCUUAUUUUGAUAAUACCAAGUAUGGAUUAAAUCUAAUCUUGAUGAUACUGACACCUGAAUAAAUCAUGUUUAACCCUGCCUGUGUAGGCAGGGAUGCACAGGUAUCUUUGUACCGAUAGCUUUGGAUAAAAUAGCCUAGGCGAGGGAAUUUCAACAUAUCUUUUGAAUGCUGCUUUGAAAAUGAUUAUGCAUUAGUCAAACCGAAGAAAUGUGCAAUGGCCAGUUUAUGGACUUUUUCAGAAGCAUAUGUCAACAUCCUUUUGUUUUGCUGGGCUGAUUUCUUCAAAGUUUGGUUCUAGUUCUACGAAAUUUCCAGCGGCACAAAACGAUUGUGAUGGUUACUUAUGAGACGCCUACUGAUAUAACGCCAGUAGCUUUUUUCCCCACUGAAACGUAGUCCGACACUGGUGAUUUGUUUUUCGUUUGGUUCUUGCAUUCUGAGGUUUUUGGAAUCCUCUCCGGUGAUGCCAAAACAAUAGCGGUACCAAUGAAGGGAGAGUAUGUACACGUCUAAAUUUUUCCGCGAUUGGGAAUGGUUUUGAAAGUGUGCACACUCUGACUUCAUACUUGGCAUUCUCUGUGAUUUUUUUAGGACUCCAUAAUAAGAUUUAAUGUUGCAUGUUUGUAGUGUGUGUAUUUAGCAUAAGAGCACGACUGUAGGUUUUUGGAAAGGGAUUAUUUUACACUAUAGUCCAUUUCACAAGAAAAAAACGCUAGCACGGUAGUUGAACAAAAUAUUAUAUUUCACCAGUAAGUAUCUCACUCUUAUCUGAAAAGCGGCCAAGAAAUGACCAAAAGCGAGCCAUUUGAACAUGCUGAAGUGAAAUACCGACAGCUUUUCCAAGUAAUUUUAGGCUUUAGUGCCAUUUUCCGGUGAAAUGGACUUACUGGUGAUGGCCAUUUUCUGGUGAAAUGUACGCAAGGGGACAGAGAACAUAGAAGGUACUUUUUGAAAUUAUUGCCUGUGAUGAAUUUUCACGGCAGAAUUACUCUUUCGAGGAUUAGCAAUCCCCCAGUUCUAGUCCAACCAACAAUUUGUGACUCGCUCUACCAAAACUAGGCGCUUGUCGCAUCUGAACUUGACCGGUUGAUACGGACUUGUUGUUCAUUUCCCUAUUGUAGACCUUUUGUGAAAUCUAUUACAAACUGAUUUGGUCACAUUUCACAAAAGGUCUACAAUAGGGAAAUGAACAACAAGUCCGUAUCAACCUGUCAAGUUCAGAUGCGACCAGCGCCUAGUUUUGGUAGAGCGGGUCACAUUUGUGGUGCAUGAACCUAAAAACACGAAUUGGUUGAUGUAGCUCUGAGAAUUGUUAUAAAGUCGAGCUGUCGUUGGAUUCGUAGCUUGGGGUUGUUAGCUUAGUGUCUCUUGGCAACACUGUCAAGUCUUGUUUUGCUAUAACGGUAGAAACUCUUUUAAGGAGACCUUGUGCAAGUAUCAAUUCGUUUCUUGUACCCCCCCCCCUCCUCAAGGGUAGUUAAGCUAUCACCACUAAUCUUUGCCGAUGCUUGAGUAGUAUUUAUUUUUCCUUUAGUGAAAAUUUGGCGAAGCUGGAAAGAAUAAGGAUGCUAAUGUGUCGAUGUCUUGUCGAACAUACAGCCUUACCAAGUAAAAUUAGUUCGGUUACUGUAUAUGACGGUGAUAACUGAUAUAUUGUUGAUGGUGAUGUCUUGACGAAAGAAAAAGCAUUGGUGAAAAAAGGGUGAUGCUUGAGCCUUAAGAUGUCGUUAUAGGGUGAUAAGGUGUCGUACCCUUGAGGAGGGGGGGGGGUACAAGACACGAAUUGAUACUUGUAUUGGUACACACAAGUGCUGUCCUUGGCAGGGUGGUGUCCUGAAUACAGAUAUCAAAUUGUGUAAAAACAACCCAUCACUGUCCCUGAUGCAGAGGAUGUCCGUUUAGGUAGGUUUCACUCUACAGUUGAACGUCCCUCAGCGGACACCUCUCUAUUAAGGACAACCUCUCUAUUAAGGACACCAAUUUUGGUCCCAACUUGGUUAUUUCCCUUGAAUUUGACCUCUCAUAUCAGGACACCUUUCAUAAAGGACAUCUCUUGUCAGCGCUGAGGGUGUCCGUAAUACAGAGGUUCUACUGUAUAUUUUGUUAAUUUUUUCUUCUUGUUAGAGAUAAUGAUGUCUCUCUGUCAUAUGUUAUUUCUGACCUUUGUACUUACAUCAAUUUUUGUAUAAGACUGUUUUUUGAAUUUUUUAAUCGUUAAAAGGACCCGAAGGAUCUGUUGAAACCACGAGUGUAUGAUGAUUAUUGUCCACCCAACACUAAUCAGUUUGUCGAGGUCAGUGUGAGUGGGUGGGGCCGGUGUUUUCAACCAGGGAUACCAACCACCAACGAAGGCAAAAGUCGGACAUUUUUUUACUUGAAAAAGUGUUGUCAGCGCUCACAUGAACAAAAACGCGUCUAAAAUGCUUAUUUUUGGUCCGAUUUUGAAAAUUCAAAGAUCCACAGAGAGUGGAGACGAGUUAUUUCUGCUUCAGCUGUCAAAUUUAGCAUUUUGUGAGAGGAAAAAGUCUGAACUCUGCCUAAAAUUGGAAAAUUUACAUCGCUGAUUCAACCUAGUUCUAUCAAUGAUGAUCAUUGUGAUGCAUUUGAAAUGGAAGACUCGGACAAAAACACACUGACUUUGUGAAAACAAGUCCAUGACAAGCUGAAGAAAAAUGAAGCAGACAGACGUGUCAGCAGUUGGUUUUCUCCUUGGCCCAGCCAUCUCGAAUCGCAACGCUCCUUUUGCAGUGCAGUGAAUAGCUGAUUUGAGAAUUCAAACUUAAAUUGAUUAUUGACACCGGUAACUAAAUGUGACCAAUUCAGUGGGUCAACCUUUUUGGGAUCUGAUGAAUGAAGAACAAACAGUAUUUCCUAAUGUAUAUGUAUCCGUAUUUAAAACUCAAUUCUAUAUUCUUUCUUAUCUUAAAAACAUUUAUUUUUGUAUAUUUUGUCUCCUGCAUAUUUGAUGAUAUAAUUUUAAUUAUUAGAUUAUGGUUGUUCCCGCUGCCAUAAUUGGUAUUGGCUGCCAUUGUAACCAUAGCAACGCGCAAGCAAUUCCCUCUGGUCUCGUUUACCACUAUCAAAUUAAAGGCCUACGCCGUACGUUGAAUAUUUGAAAUUUGUAAUUGAAAUUGAAAAUGUCAAAAUGUCAAAAUGUGUAGAUACGCACUGGAUAUGAAUCUUGGCAACAGAUAUACAUGUACAAAUAAGUAUGUGUACAAAUAACUACAUGUACAUUGUACCAAGUUUCAGGAAAUUUGUAUGAAAACUGCAUUACAGCAUUGUGUAUAACUGCAUUUCUAUUUUCCUGCACCACCAGUAUAAAUUACGAACGGCGUUCUCCUUUAAGCGUCCUAAAGUUGUCACUGAAUGAUUGUACGAGGGGCUGUUCAUAUAGAGAUUUCAAAUCAUGUGUGUGAGGAGUGAUGUACAGCCAAUUGUGUUUUUUGUUCGAACAAUAUUAGCCCCCUUGCCAGUAUGGGCAUGUACCCAAAAUGAGCCUGCCCCCAGCCUAAAAACAGGCUGUAAAAUGGCAGCCAACACUGAUUGCCUCAUUUCUGCGGCUGCAUUGAGAACUAACAUGUUAAAAUGGAAUAGGCCUAUAUAAAUGCCUACAUUAGCAGUAAAUUAGUAGCAGUAUUUGCUUGGAAUAUACCUGCAGAUGUGCCUUUAGUAGCACUGUCUACCUGAUCAGACGUUUUAUAAACCCCACUUACUUGAUUGCAGUGCAGUGUCUGAUCUUAUAUUGAACUUGGUAAGAACCGGGUAAAUCUAUGUAAUACUGUCCUUUAGCUCAUUGCUCAUAAGGACGUAUGGGGUGAUAGGCCUGAUGUAUACUGCCGCUAAUUAACUGUUACUUACAUGUACAGUGUUUGUAGUACAUUGUAUUUUCAGUAAGAGCUUUUCAAUGUGAAUGUGAGCAAUAAGAAUUGCCUGUAGCACAAAAUCACUUGUGUACUGCAAGUCAGAGCACAAUCUUAUCCUGGCCUGAGUGUGUGACAUCUCUAGCCAGGCAAAAAAUGGAUAAUUGAGCAAUGUGUCAAUAAGUGUGUCAUAGACCAACAGUCAUAAUAGUGUAUUUGAGGUGUGUGCAAGCUCUUCAGAGCCAAAGAAUGCCCAUAGGCCUAUAUUGCCAAAAUGUUGGGUACUUCGCCAAAAUUUACUCGCUUAAAAAUAAGAGGAAAACCGCUCAUAAACUCUUGGGUAGUACACAAAAUAUUGUAUGGCAUCCCUGACAGCCAAAAGGUUCUCUAAACUCUCCUUUCAGAAUCCCUAAAUGUGGACUUUACCUGUUGUAACUGACAGAUGUUCUGAUGUGUGCAUGUGCACAUGGCUAGCUACAUUGUAUUGAAUUAAUUUUGUACGUAGCAUAAUGUUAUGAUGUGAACCUUCUCUGGAUGCAGUGUCUUCAUUAAAUAAUUUACACUGAAUUUAUGAGCUUUGC